GGGUUAUUUUAGGCAGCAGCUUUAUUCUUCUUCGAGAAGAGAUCCCAUUCAGUAGUGAGUGAGACUAGCCUAUCUAUCUCUGUCUCUGUGCAGUGCACUGCUUGUGCUAGAUCUAGGCUAUGCCAUGAACUAUGAACUGGGAAGAGAUUUAAUAAAAAAAAUAACAGCCUGGCCUAAGACUCUUAAGAGACUUUCUAAGAGAUCGUUAGUUAUUAAACUGCAUACAACUGUAUUCUAUUUGCGGGUUUAGUUUUAGUUAGCCAAGAGUCGAAGAAUAGAUGCCAGAUUGGCAAAAGCUCAGUAUGUUGAACCAAAAUCAUUUGGAGGAAAAUUCGAAACUGUUGAGUUCAGUUGUGUUUUUCAAGAAGAUAACAAGCCACAAUAUCUUCUAAUAGUUUUCAAAACCAGUUAUUCUAUAAAAAAACGAGUGAAAAAUCCACAACAAAGAUUAAAUUUAGAUGCCCCCAAGAUUUAGCAAAAUCUUCAAGGGAGCCUGGCCUGAUAGUCCUGACACACACCACAAUAACAAGUAAGGAGGGACAAAAAAGUUCGUCAUCGUUGAUGUUGGCUGUCACAGAAUGAAACUGAAACCAAACGAAACGCCAGUUUGAGUGCAUUGCUCUGCUGCACAUUUUUCAAGGAUUAGCCUAUUUGUUUUGUCUAAGAACAAGGGAAAGCAGAAACAUGGCUCAGUUUGGCAGUGCUGAUUUGAAAAGUGAAAAACUUGCAGAUGAAUUCCUGCAGUGUCCCCUUUGUUUUGAGCAGUUUAUUAGUCCUAAAGUGUUGCCAUGUCAGCACACCUUCUGCCUAGCUUGUCUGCGAGGUUAUGUAGUUGCAAGAGCUUUCUACAAUUCUUUGCCGUGUCCGUUGUGUAAAGAAGUGGCUGAAAUUCCUGGAAAUGAUGUGGGCAAUUUAAAAAACAAUUUCAUGGUCGUUAAUCUACUUCAGUUUGUGCAAAGCUCGAAGAAGGCCACAGAAGAAGAGUGGAGAGAAGCAGAGCCCACUUCAGUGUUGUCCAUGACCAGCACCGACGUGAGGGAGUGCGGAGCGUGUAACGAGCCCGGCCGUCUCUCCAGCUAUUGUCACAUGUGCUCCAUGUGGCUGUGCAACAUCUGCUCCAAGGCUCAUCGCAGGGUGCCCUCCACUGCCCCACACCCGCUUGUCAGCAAUGAAGAGGUGGACAGGCAGUGUAAGGAGAUGGUUCUUCAGGGGGAGAUGAGAAUCAGUGGGAUGCAGGUGGAGAAUGUAGAGAAGCAGGAUUUCUACCUUUGUCAAAUGCGACAGCUUCCUGAAAAUAUUGAAGCUGUCAAGUCUAAAAUAAAGUCCUCAGCCAAAGAAGCACAGGAGACAAUCAAAGAAAAGAUGAAAGAUCUUCUACAAAAAGUGGAGACUUUCUCGAGGGGUCAAGAGAGUGUAUUGUCACUCAGGUUGCAUGAAGCUGAGGAAAAGAAGAAAAGUCUUGAUAACCUCCAGGAGCUUCUGAACAUGGUUAAGAUUUCUAGUGAUGGACAGAGCAAUCAGCAUGCCAUCAAGUCAGUAGAGGAGUUUUUGACAAAUAAAUCAGUGUCUGAGCCUCAUGUUUCAACAGAAAAGACUGUCAGCUUAGUGUUCACACCCUUUGGGAACAGUCUUGGUGAGCUGAAAGGGUUGGAGAUAGGGUGUUUGCGUAGAGUUACCAACUCUGCAGUCACUCGUUUUUUGAACGACCGUCCACUGGGAGUGAACAAAGAGGCAUGUCUAGUUGAACGAGAGUAUAUUAGUGCCCUGGCUAUAAACAAACUCGCUCACAAAUUCGUUGUAGCUAACAAUAGGUCAGUCUUAGUGUUAAAGCACAACAGUAAAGCACCGCAGCCAUUUUUGUCUGCUCUGUCUGAGAGGAAUGUGACCAGACCGUGGGGAAUAGCUUACUCUGUGGAGGAUUGUCGAGUGUUCAUAUCUGAGGCAGGAGAACACGAAGGAGAAGGGGCUGUGAUCUCCUACAAUCAUGAUGGCGCUUUCCAUUCUGUCAUCGCUUCGGGGCUCACUUUGCCUCGUGGCAUCGCUGUCCACAAGAAUUUAGUUUUUGUCUGUGAUCAGAUCGACAAAUGUGUGUACAUCAUGAAUGUCUGGGGUAAAAUCAUUCGCCUUGUGAAGAAGACUCCUGGCGGCCAAUUUCUCUUCAAUGGACCCAUGUUCGUCUCUGUAGGCAAAAGUGGAACUUUCGCUGUUUCUGACAACUGCAACUCUGUAAAAAUAUUUGAUAAGGACUGCAAUCAUCUCUUCACGUAUACUUCAGAGCUGGCGGACUCAGAGUUUUGGGACGUACUGGUCCUUCAAAACGACACAGUGGUUGUGUGUGACUGGAAGCAUGGCUUACACAAGAUUUCACCCGAUCAUGCCAGUAAUGGUCUGAUCAGUAUAGACUCGAGUGUUGUCAUGAGAGAGCCAUCAGCUCUAGCAGCCUUGAACAAUGGUAAUUCUAUUUAUGUUGGAACCUGCGGGGGAGAGAUCUUUUCUGCCAUUUGAAUCAUGUUGAGAGGGAAUAUAACAGGGAUUUUGUUUUUAAGCUUGUGUUGUUUUAAUUUAGUUGGCUGAGGACUUAGGCAAAUAUUUAGUUUUAUCCAGGAUAAUCCCUUGCAAGACUUUUUGUCAAGAUGAAAUCUGUGGAAUAUUUUCCCCCAUUUGGCAACUUGCUAUCGAGAGUAGUUCUCUGUGUUCAAGUUCAAGGUCAUAUAUAUGUUGGGGCUUUUUGG
Messenger RNA from Aplysia californica (California sea hare), 2732 nucleotides. Its product is annotated as tripartite motif-containing protein 2. The coding region runs from base 685 to 2505 and encodes 606 amino acids. Gene Ontology annotation, cellular component: nucleoplasm; chromatin. Gene Ontology annotation, biological process: positive regulation of DNA-templated transcription. The record is from RefSeq and is a predicted model, not a curated record. NCBI's taxonomy places the organism in Eukaryota, Metazoa, Mollusca, Gastropoda, Aplysiida, Aplysiidae. The transcript is spliced from 2 exons. Gene Ontology annotation, molecular function: zinc ion binding; ubiquitin-protein transferase activity.